This is a messenger RNA of Gryllus bimaculatus (two-spotted cricket), 4433 nucleotides long. Lineage: Eukaryota; Metazoa; Arthropoda; Insecta; Orthoptera; Gryllidae. The record is from the annotation of a GenBank genome assembly.
AAUGUAGGGAGCUACACUGUGGUAGAACAUAAAUAUGAUGCAGUUGUUGUUGGAGCAGGAGGUGCAGGACUUACAACUGCUGUUGGUUUGGUGCAGUGUGGAUUUAAAACUGCUGUUGUCACCAAGCUGUUUCCAACACGAUCUCACACUGUUGCAGCUCAAGGAGGAGUUAAUGCUGCCCUAGGAAACAUGGAGCCAGAUUGUUGGAACUGGCAUAUGUAUGAUACUGUGAAAGGUUCAGAUUGGUUGGGUGAUCAGGAUGCAAUUCAUUAUAUGGCUCGAGAAGCACCCCAAGCUAUUAUUGAAUUGGAGAAUUUUGGAAUGCCAUUCAGUAGAACAAAAGAAGGGAAAAUAUAUCAAAGAGCUUUUGGAGGUCAAACUCUGGAUUUGGGAAAAGGGGGACAAGCUCACAGAACUUGUGCAGUUGCGGAUAGGACUGGCCAUAGUUUAUUGCACACAAUGUACGGACAAGCCUUGCGCUUUAAGUGCCGCUUUUUUCCAGAAUAUUUUGCACUUGAUUUACUUAUGGAGAAUGAGCAAUGCAAAGGAGUCAUUGCCUUUUGUCUUGAAGAUGGUUCAAUCCACAAAUUUAAUGCGAAAAAUACAAUAGUUUGCACUGGUGGAAGUGAAAGAGUGUAUAUGACUACGACUGCAGCCAUCUCCUGUACAGGUGAUGGUAUGGGGAUGGUUUCUCGAGCAUGUCUUCCUCUUCAAGACAUGGAAUUUGUUCAGUUCCAUCCUACAGGUGUAUAUCGUGUCGGUUGUCUCAUUACUGAGGGAUCUCGAGGUGAAGGUGGUUUUCUAGUUAAUAGCCAAGGUGAACGAUUUAUGGAAAAGUACGCACCUCAAGCUAAAGAUUUGGCAUCAAGAGAUGUAGUGUCUCGAUCAAUGGCCUUGGAGAUUUUGGAAGGAAGAGGAGUUGGCCCAGACAAAGACUAUAUACAUUUACAACUCCAUCACUUGCCAAGAGAUGUAAUAGAAACUAAAUUGCCUGGAAUAUCAGAGAGCGCCAAAAUAUUUGCUGGUGUAGAUGUUCAUAAAGAGCCUAUUCCAGUGGUGCCUACUGUUCAUUAUAACAUGGGAGGAAUUCCUACUAAUUACAAGGGGCAGGUUCUGACUCAGAAAUGUGAAGAAGAUGCAGUAGUUCCUGGUCUCUAUGCUGCUGGUGAGUGUGCUUGUGUAUCAGUCCAUGGGGCCAAUAGAUUGGGUGCUAACUCCCUUUUAGAACUUGUUAUAUUUGGUCGUUCUUGUGCUCUUACUAUCAAAGAAUCAUGUAAACCAGGAGAUGAAAUUCCACCUCUUUCUCCUAAAGCUGGGGAAGCUUCUAUUGCCAAUUUGGAUUGGAUUCGUAAUGCACAUGGUUGCACUUCUCUCUUCCAAAUACGUUCAGAAAUGCAGAAGGCAAUGACAAAAUAUGCUGGAAUAUUUAGAAAUAAGGAUCUUCUAGAAAAAGGAUGCUGUGAACUGCUUGAAAUUUAUAAAAAGUUGGAUGAUCUGAAGGUGACUGAUCGUUCAUUGAUUUGGAAUACUGAACUAAUUGAAGCUUUGGAAUUACAAAACAUGCUGGGAAAUGCAACACAAAUUAUUUUUAGUGCUUCAAACCGAAAGGAGUCCCGAGGAGCUCAUUUCAGAGAUGAUUACAAAGUUCGUUGUGAUGAAUAUGACUAUUCACAACCUACACAGUCACAGACAAAGAGGGCUUUUGAGGAUCAUUGGAGGAAACAUACUUUGUCUUGGGUAGAUGAAAAAACUGGCGAAGUGGAUAUCAAAUAUCGUGCAGUAAUUGAUGAAACUUUAGAUUCAGAUGAGCAACAUACUAUUCCUCCGAUGAUUAGAAAGAACUUCGUCAAUCUCAGUGUUGCCAAACUCUGUGGGCACAGGGCCAGUACAGGUCAGCCCCACGAUUCUCUCUUCUCGGCAAGUGUGAUUCCACCUUACGUACUGGCAAAUAACAUUGGCCGAACAUGUCUUGCCAGCCGUAAGAUCCAUUUCACUGUUGACGGGAAGCAAAGUGAAGCGAAAGUAUCAUCGAUAUCAAGAGAUUACCCUGUAGUUGACCAUAAUUAUGAUGCAGUUGUUGUGGGAGCUGGUGGGGCAGGUUUACGUGCAGCGUUUGGGCUUGUUGCAGAAGGUUUUAGCACAGCUGUCAUCACAAAACUUUUUCCGACACGCUCACAUACAGUAGCAGCUCAAGGAGGAAUUAAUGCUGCACUUGGUAACAUGGAAGAGGAUAAUUGGCAAUGGCAUAUGUAUGAUACUGUAAAAGGUUCUGAUUGGUUGGGUGAUCAAGAUGCGAUUCAUUACAUGACUCGAGAAGCUCCCAAAGCUGUUAUUGAAUUGGAGAAUUAUGGUAUGCCAUUUAGCCGCACCCAAGAUGGGAAGAUUUAUCAACGAGCCUUUGGUGGUCAGUCUUUGAAAUUUGGAAAAGGUGGGCAGGCCCAUAGAUGUUGUUGUGUUGCUGACCGAACAGGCCACUCUCUUUUGCAUACAUUGUAUGGCCAGUCCUUAAGAUAUGAUUGUAACUACUUCGUUGAAUAUUUCGCUCUGGACCUUCUUAUGGAAGAUGGUGAAUGUCGAGGAGUAAUUGCUCUUUGCUUGGAAGAUGGUAGCAUCCAUAGGUUUAGAGCAAAAAAUACUGUAUUGGCUACUGGCGGUUAUGGACGAGCAUAUUUCUCUUGCACUUCUGCUCAUACUUGCACUGGUGAUGGCACUGCAAUGAUAUCAAGAGCUGGCUUACCAAACCAGGAUUUAGAGUUUGUACAGUUCCAUCCAACUGGAAUUUAUGGUGCUGGCUGUCUCAUAACUGAAGGGUGUCGAGGUGAAGGAGGUUACCUUAUUAAUAGUGAAGGAGAAAGAUUUAUGGAACGUUAUGCCCCUGUUGCAAAGGACUUGGCUUCCCGAGAUGUUGUGUCCAGGUCAAUGACAAUUGAAAUUAGAGAAGGAAGAGGUUGUGGCCCCGAGAAGGAUCAUGUGUAUUUGCAGUUGCACCAUUUGCCCCCUGAACAAUUGGCCCAGCGGUUGCCUGGUAUUUCUGAGACAGCAAUGAUCUUUGCUGGUGUAGACGUGACUCGUGAGCCAAUUCCUGUGCUUCCGACAGUGCACUACAAUAUGGGUGGAAUCCCCACAAAUUACAAAGGUCAAGUUAUAACUGUUCAAAAUGGAAAGGACAAAGUCGUUAAUGGACUGUAUGCUUGUGGAGAAUCAGCAUGUACUUCAGUUCAUGGUGCUAAUAGACUGGGAGCAAAUUCUCUACUUGAUUUGGUAGUAUUUGGUCGUGCCUGUGCCAAGACAAUAGCUGAGGAGAACAAACCAGGAGAGAAGUUUGGACCUAUUAGUUCUAAUGCUGGUGAAGCUUCAGUAGCCAAUCUUGAUUGGGUUAGGUACGCUAAUGGUUCAAUCCCAACUGCAGCUUUGAGAUUGAAUAUGCAAAAGACAAUGCAGACCCAUGCAGCUGUGUUCAGAACUGCAGAAACUUUGCAGGAAGGGUGCAAGAAGAUUAGUGAUAUAUACAAGAAGAUGUCAGACUUGAAGGUAUCAGACAACAGCCUGGUGUGGAAUUCAGAUCUAGUGGAGACUCUCGAACUCCAAAACUUGAUGAUCAACGCAUCUCAGACCAUUGUGGCUGCUGAGAACAGGAAGGAAUCCCGAGGUGCUCAUGCACGAGAAGACUUCAAAGAUCGUAUUGAUGAAUUUGACUUUUCCAAACCAACUGAUGGACAGAAACCCAGAACCUUUGAUGAACACUGGAGGAAACAUACUUUGACCACUCUUGAUGAACGAACAGGAGAUGUAAAAAUUACCUACCGGCCAGUUAUUGACACAACUUUAAAUGCUCAAGAAUGUGCAACAGUGCCACCGGCAGUGAGGUCUUAUUAAUCAAAUAGUACAUGAUGCAAGGCAGUUGGUUCAUUGUUAGAGACAUUUGUUUUCAUUUCACUGACAUUUCCUUUUUGUGAAGAUCAAGUGCAAUUGCUAUCACCUACUAAUAGUGGGGAGCUCUUUAUUUAGAUCCUACUGAUGCACUACCUCAGCGCUUGCACUGCUUUGUCGAUUUGUUUGUUCUUGAUCACAAAGAGAGGAGGCACUGUCUUUAAGAAACUAUGAAAACAAGUUUGGUUCACAUCACCUCACUUGUAAACAGUUAAUAAUCUAAUAAACUGACUUACAAAAUGGAAUGUAGCAAUAAACAAGAUAUUCUUUUACAUUUUUUCACACUCAUUGUUCUCGUUGGGAUGGCACAUUUCAUUCACAUCAAAGUUUCUGAAAAGCAAACAAGAAAUUGAAAUUUGCUUUCCUGCUUGGCUAGUCACAUUGUAGCCAUUUAUCUAUCGUAACGAGAUACAUAAGACUUCCGUUUAGUUAAUAUCAACAUAAUAUUGACGAAUUAAUUGCCUAAUAAACUGUCUUAACAGUUUAGGCAUAAGACAUUACAA